AUGAAUGCGUCUGAACUCUUGCAACAACAGUUCUUUCGCGAAUGGAAUUUCUCAUCUCGCCUUUUGUUUUACUCAAUAAUUGCUGUCACUUCGUUCACUCUUCCGGUACUAGUACUGAUUUUGGCACUGAUUCGACCCCAUAGGAAUUCCCAAUAUUUUCCAUAUAUGUGUGGAAUAAUUAGUGGAAACUUUGUCUUGUUAUCUACAAUUUUCACAAUGGUAGUAGCAGAAAAUGUUCAUAUUGUCUACUAUUACUUCCCCGGAUACCUAAUCUGCAAAAUCUCAACUUUCGUCGUCAACAGCGCUUCAUGUUUCAUUCAUUGGACAUGGGUCGGAAUGUACGCUCAAAGAUUUAUCCAUGUAUUUUUUCCACUUCGAUCAAGAAGAAAGCUCCCUCGAAGCUCGUGGAACACACUCUUAAUAAUUCUCGGUCUAUCAUGUGUAUGCCAAAUUUGGGCUCCAAUCACAAUAACCGAGCGUCAUGUCAAUCACGAAAACGGCACUUCUGGCACGUAUUGUGCAGAGCAUCCGUAUUUUAGCAGUUCAUCAAAAAUCAUAGUCCUCGUGGAAAGUACUAUCACAUUUUUCAUCCCAUUCAUGCUCACUGUGCUCGCAGACAUCUCCGUUUUGGUCUCGAAAGUUCCAUGGCAGACCCCAUUCAAACUGAUUUCCGCAGAUGAUUUGAGAAGUAACAAUAGAAGUGAUAACAUGAAAAUUGUCUCGAGAUUGAAUUUGGAGUAUGCCGAAAAACGGAGGAUCAUUGCUAUUAAACGAUGUCUGGUGUCGGCGACAUUCACUCUUGUCCUAAAUCUCCCUAAUUAUGUUCUUCAGUUGAUCGAUGAGUUUUACAAGUUGAGAGUUCAUGAAGAUAUAUCUGUUCGACGAGUGUUUCUCCAGGCGGACGCAGCUGUAUACAUUCUUUACCUCUUGCAAUUUCCAUUAGUACCUGUGAACAUGUAUUUUCUCCGACAAAACAUCACAAGAAGCUCCAGAAAAUUGCGAGAGAAGACGACACUACAACAGGAGCACAGUAGAUCAUUCCAAGUUCUUGAAAUGAGUAAUGAUAGGGUUCCAUUGAGCACAACGAUUCUUUCGCCAACAUCAAUUCCAUGA
Caenorhabditis briggsae is the source of this 1113-nucleotide messenger RNA. The coding region runs from base 1 to 1113 and encodes 370 amino acids. Lineage: Eukaryota; Metazoa; Nematoda; Chromadorea; Rhabditida; Rhabditidae. The record is from RefSeq and is a predicted model, not a curated record. The transcript has 8 exons. Gene Ontology annotation, cellular component: membrane.